UAUAUUCAUCAAGAAAACCGCCAUAAUAUUCCGAUCUAAUAAAUAUGACAUUUGUAAAAACGUCAAUAUUUAAUAAAUAAGUAUUAUGAAUUUAUGAUAGUUUCCUUUACCCUUGAUUAAACUGCAGUUAACCGAUGUUAAUCUGUUUUUUCUACACUCACCACAAAACUGAAAAGAAAGAAGAAGGAUUUGAAAAUGGGAAGAAAGCCUUUCAAUGACAAAUUCCUCUCCCUUACUAAGAGAAUUCUUCACUUAACAUUCUAUGCUUUGUUUCCCCUGACUCUGCUCUCUAUAUCCUUCUACCUCCUGUCCUUAACUCCAUUUCCAACAAUUCAGCUUCUUCAAUCCAACACCAUCAUCACUUUCAACUCUUCUCUUUCUCCUCCUCCACCAUCUUCUUCUGCAGAAGAGCACAAGGCUUAUGAGAACUCAUGUAACUACUAUAAUGGUGAUUGGGUCCGCGACAUGAAUGGACCUUUGUACAAUGCUACAACAUGUGGUGCCAUCAGAGAUGGCCAGAAUUGCAUCAAGAAUGGCAGGCCUGACUCUGGCUAUCUUUACUGGAGAUGGAAACCAAGUAAAUGCUAUCUUCCAAGGUUUGAACCUCACACUUUUCUGCAACUAAUUGAGAACAAGCACAUAGCUUUUGUUGGGGAUUCUCUUGCAAGGAACCAAUUAGAGUCCCUUCUUUGCAUGUUGGCCACUGAUUCUGCCCCUGACCUUGUCUACCGAAACGGCAAGGAUGGUGACCGUGAAGACCGUCGAUGGCACUUUCCAUCUCACAAUGCAAACUUUUCCUUGUAUUGGUCCCCCUUUCUGGUACAUGGUAUUGAAAAAUCAGAUGAAGGGUCAUAUUACAAUACAAUGUACUUGGAUCAAGCCAAUGAGAGAUGGGCAAGGGAUGUGGAUCAAAUAGACUUGAUUGUGGUUUCAUUUGGGCAUUGGUUUCUGAGUCCUGCAGUUUUCUAUGAGGGUCAUUCAGUUUUGGGUAGCCUAGGAUGUACUGAUCUUAACCAUACAGAGAUUGAUUUUUCUGUUCCAAUAAGAAAGGCAUUAAGGACUACUCUUAAUAGCAUAAUUGAGAGGAAGGCUUCUGCUACUGCUAAAAGAAAUGGAAUUGAUGUGAUUGUGAAAACAUUUUCACCAGCUCAUUUUGAAGGUGAUUGGCACAAGGGUGGUAUUUGUCCUAAGAAAGAGCCUUAUAGGGAGGAGAAGAAGCAACUUGGAAGAGUGGAAACUGAGUUCACAAGGAUUGAGAUAGAAGAAGUGGAAAGUGCUAAGGCAAAAGCCAAUGCAUUUGGAGGCCUUAGAUUCGAGGUAUUUGAUAUAUCCCAGUUGGCAUUGUUGAGACCAGAUGGCCAUCCUGGUCUGCAUAGGAAACCUUUCCCAUUUGCUAAAGGGUUACCAAAGGAUGUGCACAGUGAUUGUGUUCAUUGGUGUUUGCCGGGGCCUAUCGACACCUGGAAUGGGAUUUUACUGGAGAUUAUGAAGAAGUGGGAGAAACAGCCUUAGAGAGAAGAAUGAGCUAUUCCUCUCCUCAUAUAUACUGUUAAUAUAUUAUCUCAAUGUUUCCACUAUGGAGGUGAUGGAUAUUGCAUUUUAAAAGAGCAUUUUUUGUUUAAAUUUCAGUAU
Messenger RNA from Lotus japonicus, 1632 nucleotides. RefSeq names its product xyloglucan O-acetyltransferase 1-like. The transcript is spliced from 2 exons. The record is from RefSeq and is a predicted model, not a curated record. Gene Ontology annotation, cellular component: Golgi apparatus. The coding region runs from base 196 to 1512 and encodes 438 amino acids. Gene Ontology annotation, molecular function: O-acetyltransferase activity. Lineage: Eukaryota; Viridiplantae; Streptophyta; Magnoliopsida; Fabales; Fabaceae.